Molecule: messenger RNA, 1144 nt
Organism: Rhodotorula graminis WP1
Lineage: Eukaryota; Fungi; Basidiomycota; Microbotryomycetes; Sporidiobolales; Sporidiobolaceae
Exons: 7
Coding region: 57-1103 (348 amino acids)
Biological process (GO): tRNA processing
Molecular function (GO): tRNA dihydrouridine synthase activity; flavin adenine dinucleotide binding
Source: RefSeq, a predicted model, not a curated record
AGCUACUGCCACAAGAGCUCCUGCGCGAGUUUGACGGCAUCAACGCGUGUGCGCCCAUGGUCCGUUACGGCAAGCUUCCAUUCCGUGCACUCGUCUCCCAGUACGAGACGCACCUCGUCUGGACCCCCAUGAUGCUUGCCGCCGAGUUCAGCCGCUCCGCCAUCGCUCGCGACAGCGACUUCAGCACGUCCACGACCGAGCGCGGCACCUUCUACCUGCCAGAAGCGCACGCCGCUUCUCCUGUCGCCGAGUGGGACCCGUCGCCCGAGCCGUCUCGAGGGAUCCACGCGUCGCCGAGCGCGCGCUCGAAGCGCAUGCGCAAGGUCAAGGGUCGUCUCCUGAUCCAGUUCGCGGCCAACGACCCCGUGCAGCUCGCCGAGGCGGCAGAGCUCGCCAAGCCGUACGUCGACGGCAUCGACCUCAACUGCGGCUGUCCGCAAAAGUGGGCGUAUCACGAGGGCAUCGGCUGUGCCCUGCUCCGCAAGCCUGACCUCGUGCGCGACCUCGUCCGGACGACCAAGCAGCGCCUCGGGUGGAACUUUCCGGUCAGCGUCAAGAUCCGCAUCGACGACGAUCCUGCACGGACCCACGAGCUCGUCACGCAGGCCCUCGCCGGCGGCGCCGACAUUCUCACGGUGCACGGCCGUACGCGCCAUCAGUCGUCCGAGGGCCACCCCGUCAACCCGGAAGGGAUCGCGUUCGCGACGAGCUGCGCAAAGGGCGCCGUGCCCGUCGUCGCGAACGGCGACGUCUUCUCGCUGGAGGACGGCGAGGCGCUGAGGGAGAAGACGGGCGUGCGGGGCGUCAUGAGCGCUCGAGGACUGCUCGCGAACCCGGCUCUCUUCGCCGGCCACUCUCGGACACCCGACGCUGCCGUUCAGGAAUUUGUCCGCCUCUCGACCGCCCACGGCCUCAUCUUCCCGCUCUUCCACCGCCACACGUCGUACAUGCUCGAGUCGCGCUUCCGCACGAGGAGGGACCGCAUCGCGUUCAACGGGCUCACGAGCUACGCCGGCGUGCUCGACUGGCUCGAAGCCGAGGAGCUCGUCGGCCUCGGCGGUGGCGAAGCGGCGGCUCGAGGUGGGGUCGUUCGCUCGUUGUAGAUCUAGAGCUGCAGUAGAAUGUUGUCACACAGUAUCGCAUC